UCGAGGGAUGCUGCCCAUUCUGAUCUCAACCCCUGUAACCACCACCCAACCCCACAAAAAAUUAGUAAAUGCCGCGAUUAAAAAUUUUCGAUUCAUAUAUUUUUUAGAAAUUAGAAAGUAAUAUGUGUUUCCUAAGAAUAUAAUAAAUAAUCUUUUAGCUAGUCUCUCUCUGUCUCUAGCUUUUCUUCUUUUGUGUGUGUGUGACACGAGAAAAGGAAAAAACAAAAUCUUUAUUCAAUUUUCAUUCGCGCAAGUGCCUCAUCUUUUUUCAGUUUUCAACAUCUCUCCUUUUUUUCCAAUCAAAAAGAAUAUUCUAAAUAUUAAAAAAAAAGAAAGAAAGAAGAAAGCCAGUGAAAAUUUACAAGCAAAAAAAAAGGAACAUCAAUUACAAAAUCAUCAUUGUCGUCAUUUAAAUUGAUUAUUUAAAGAGAAAAUAAGAGACAAUGGCGUACUUUAGAGGAGUCUUUAUUCCCUCAUUGAGUGCAACAUUAAAUGUAGCAUGGGAGACAUUAAAAUCAAAAUGGCCUGAAAAUAGUCCAUGUAUGGAAAUGAUUAGAAAUGCUGGCGGCGUUGGUGGAGGAGGAGGCGGCGGCGGCGGCGGUCCUGACACUUCCGGUAAUUUUCGAUCAUUUAACGAAGGCGAAAAUACUGAAAUGACAACAAUGAAGGGUCAAGAGGGUUAUGGCGAGCAAGGAAUCGCUGAGGACUCGUUUAGUUAUCAAAGAAGCAGUGAUAAAAUGAGAACCGGAAGUGUCAGCAGUGGGGGUUUUAGUGAUUAUGACGAAGGUGGUGGUGGUGAGUUUGGUGGUACGGGGGUGAAGAUCAACGAAUGGCAGGCUGCCUAUAAUGUCACUAAUGCCAUACAGGGAAUGUUCAUCGUUUCACUUCCCUUUGCCGUACUUCGCGGUGGUUAUUGGGCGAUUGCAGCCAUGAUUGGUAUCGCACACAUUUGCUGUUACACAGGUAAAAUUCUAGUCGAAUGCCUCUACGAAUUGGACACAACAACCGGACAACGUGUUCGAGUACGCGACUCCUACGUAUCAAUUGCAAAGGAAUGCUUUGGACCACGUUUCGGUGCAAGGGCAGUAAAUGUCGCGCAAAUUAUUGAAUUACUAAUGACAUGCAUUCUCUAUGUCGUUGUCUGCGGUGAUUUAAUGGUGGGAACAUUCGAGGACGGCGCAUUGGACAAAAGAAGUUGGAUGAUGUUAAUUGGCAUAUUUUUAAUUCCCCUCGGCUUUUUAAAGUCACUGCAUCACGUUUCGGUGUUGAGUUUUUGGUGCACGAUUGCACAUCUUUUUAUCAAUGCAAUAAUACUUGGCUAUUGCCUACUGGAAAUUGGCGAUUGGGGCUGGUCCAAAGUGAGAUGGAGCAUUGACAUGAAGAAAUUUCCAAUAUCAUUGGGCGUCAUUGUAUUCAGUUAUACAUCGCAAAUAUUUCUCCCGACACUCGAGGGAAAUCUUAUUGAUCGUUCGAAAUUUGAAUGGAUGUUAAAUUGGAGUCACAUUGCGGCGGCUGCUUUUAAAUCGCUUUUCGGUUGGAUUUGCUUUAUGACUUUUCAGGACGACACACAACAGGAGAUAACAAAUAAUCUCCAUUCAACUGGAUUCAAGGGCCUGGUGAACACUUGCCUCGUCGUGAAGGCAGUUCUCUCCUAUCCACUCCCAUAUUACGCAGCCUGUGAAUUACUUGAGAGGGCAUUUUUCCGCGGCCGACCAAAAACAAUAUUCCCCACAAUUUGGACGGUGGAUCGUGAAUUGAAAGUCUGGGGUCUCGCCUGGCGCGUUGGCGUGAUUUUAUUCACAAUUUUCAUGGCCGUUUUUAUACCGCACUUUGGCAUUCUCAUGGGUUUCAUUGGCUCAUUCACUGGCACCAUGCUCUCAUUUAUUUGGCCCUGUUAUUUUCAUUUGAAACUCAAGCGAAAUUCAAUGGACAUGAGCGCGGCGGCCUACGAUUGUUUCGUUAUAUUCUUGGGCGUUCUCUUUGGCGUUAUUGGCGUUUACGAUUCGGGUAGUGCGUUAAUUGAGGCUUUUGAAAUUGGUCUUCCGUUUUAAAAAAGCGAAAAAAAUUUUUUUUUUUUUUUUUUUUUUAUCGCACAUUUUUUAAUACGUUAUUAAUUUAUUUAUUUAUUUUUAAUUUUUAUUAAUUUAUUCAUUAAUAAAUUUAUUCACUCAG
This is a messenger RNA of Leptopilina heterotoma, 2172 nucleotides long. RefSeq names its product vesicular inhibitory amino acid transporter (gene VGAT). Gene Ontology annotation, biological process: amino acid transmembrane transport. NCBI's taxonomy places the organism in Eukaryota, Metazoa, Arthropoda, Insecta, Hymenoptera, Figitidae. Gene Ontology annotation, cellular component: vacuolar membrane. Gene Ontology annotation, molecular function: amino acid transmembrane transporter activity. The transcript has 6 exons. The record is from RefSeq and is a predicted model, not a curated record. The coding region runs from base 444 to 2051 and encodes 535 amino acids.